UGUUAGGGAUUGGUACCUGCUAUUCAAAGUGUGAGUGAACAUGUUGAGCAACGCCUUUGUGCAAAACACCUAUAUGGGAAUUGGAAGAAGAAAAAUCCUGGGCUUGAAUUCAAAGAGGUAAUGUGGAGUGCGGCUAGAGCUACAACUGUACCAGCAUGGGAAAGGGCAAUGGCAAAGAUGAAGAGCAUGAAGCAAUCUGCAUGGAAGGAUAUGAUGGAUAUCCCUGCCCAUUAUUGGAGUAGAUCUCACUUCAAAACAUAUUCUAAAUGUGAUCUUCAAGUAAACAACAUGUGCGAGGCUUUUAAUAGGGCAGUUCUAGAAUAUAGGGAUAAACCAAUCAUCACAUUGUUAGAAGGGAUUAAGCACUACCUUACCAAAAGGAUAACUAAGCAAAAGGAAGUCAUGACUAACUACAGUGGUGACAUAUGCCCCAGAAUACAACUUGUGCUUGAAACCAACAAGAAGGAUGCACAACAUUGGACUCCAACAUGGCAUGGUGAUGAUGACAUGGCAAUAUAUGGUGUGACUAAUGGAAGGGACACUUAUGUGGUUAAUUUGAAGAAUGAGACUUGUGCAUGUAGGAAAUGGGAUUUAACUGGAAUCCCUUGCAGUCAUUCCAUUACAUGUAUGUGGCAACACAAGAAUAAACCAGAAGAUUAUGUUUCUCAAUAUUACAGGAAGAGUAAUUACAAGAACACUUACUCCCAUAUUAUAUACCCUACUAAUGGUCCACAGCUUUGGCCUUUGGAUGAGCAAUCUAAAAUGAAUCCACCAAUUAUGAGAAGGGCCAUAGGUCGUCCUAAGAAAAUGAGGAACAAGGCUAAUGAUGAACAAAAGAAUCCGCAUGUCCUUCCUAGAAGAUUUGCAACAGUCACAUGUACUAAGUGUGGAGCAAUGGGACACAACAAGAGGAGUUGCAAGGGAAAGAGGGCAGCUGACAGAGCCAUCCCAAAAGGUGGAAAUACCAAGACUAAAAAGGGUGGUCAACAGAAGAAAACCAACACAAGUCAAGUUGAGAUUGGAUCCUCAUCACAGGAACCCCAACCAACUCAACAAUCUCAGCAUGAACAGCUAUAG
Molecule: messenger RNA, 1077 nt
Organism: Vicia villosa (hairy vetch)
Lineage: Eukaryota; Viridiplantae; Streptophyta; Magnoliopsida; Fabales; Fabaceae
Exons: 2
Coding region: 121-1077 (318 amino acids)
Molecular function (GO): zinc ion binding; nucleic acid binding
Source: RefSeq, a predicted model, not a curated record